Messenger RNA from Diaporthe citri, 192 nucleotides. RefSeq lists its product as uncharacterized. Lineage: Eukaryota; Fungi; Ascomycota; Sordariomycetes; Diaporthales; Diaporthaceae. The record is from RefSeq and is a predicted model, not a curated record. The transcript is spliced from 2 exons. Bases 1 to 192 code for a protein of 63 amino acids.
AUGGCAUACCGUAACCAACAAGACGGGGACUGCCUGAUCAGCCCACCGGUCUUGGGCGCCCAAGUCUCUGAAAAGGCAUGGACGGGUCAGACAGUCGUGGGCCCUCGUAGAACAGCCGCAGAAGAAACACCUCAGCUCUCCCAAUCACGAACACACGCGAGCUCCACCGAGAACGUCGUGUACUGCGGCUAA